AUGUCGGAAUUCAGCCGCCGGCGCUCCUCUGGACGGUCCGCUCUGGGGUACUGGGUGCCGCUGGUGGUCACCGUUGGAGUAGCGACAGCCGGACUCGCAGCUUGGGUAUGGAGUGAGCGCCAGAGUGACGAUGAUGAUGAGGGAUUGAGCUACCAUGAUGAUAAUGCGCCCAUCACCAUGGACCCCGGGACCGGGGAUAACUACUCGAGGGGUGCCACAACCGCCACUGACGAUGGCAGCGUGAUAUCUCGUUUUCAGGGCGCCUGGCGUCGAACUCCCAGCCCGAAACAGCUUUUUGAUGGCGCAAGCCGGUCGGUUGUUGCAGGCGUCACUGCUGCGGGUGCUAUGGUCGGAGGUGCCUUAUCAUCUAUACGCGAAGAAGAACGAAGUGAGUAUGACGAUUACGACCAGCAGCACCCGCGGAACCACGAGCCGGCUGCCGCCCCCGACGCAUCUCGCGAGGGCCAGUCUAUGCCUGGCGCAUUGCCCACUGAUGCCACAGGUACCUCCCAGUCACGUCAAGGGCCGAAAAAGGUCAAGACGGUUGCCAUCGUGGUAUCUUCCGUUCUGCCUGAUUCGGAGAUCGACGAGCAUGUCUCGGGUCAUGCUUCAAUCCUAGCGCACCUUCCUGAGUAUAUUGAACCCGAAACGGCUCGCGUUUUCGUCCUCAUCUAUGCGCCAGGUGUACAUCCUUCUGGUGCCGUAGGCUUAUCUAGGCCAACGCUGUCGAUAACUUCUUCCUAUUCCAACAUUGCAUCUGAAGAGGCUGCUGGCGCAGAGUCUGGUGAGAUCAUGCCUCUCACUGCCGUUGACCCCGACCCAACAUCCGACGAACCCCAGCAACCUACCUCUCUCUACCAUACUCUUUAUACUCAGGCCCAGGCAAUCGUGGACAAUGAGACGAUGAUUAUGCCAUUCAGCACGCCUGGUGGCCAUGUUCACAUUCUCCGCCAUCUUUCUCCUGAGAUCGUGUAUAUCCAGGAGAGCCUCACUGGUAACAUCGGAGAGAGCGUCAACCAGAUCUCUGGAUGGGUCCGCCAGGUUGUUGUGGUUAUAGGUGACGAAGGUGGGCGAGGUGGUCUCGUCGAUAGUGAAGACGAAUCCGCCGUUGCUGACAAGGGAGAACGGUGGUGGCAGAAAGAGGGUGUCACUGGCCUCGGCAAACGAAUCACUGUCGUUGACGGAGUCCGGAUUGGCGAGGAAUGGAAACGACGGGUUUGCGGUCACGAAUGA
Molecule: messenger RNA, 1233 nt
Organism: Nannizzia gypsea CBS 118893
Lineage: Eukaryota; Fungi; Ascomycota; Eurotiomycetes; Onygenales; Arthrodermataceae
Exons: 2
Coding region: 1-1233 (410 amino acids)
Source: RefSeq, a predicted model, not a curated record